ACGACGGAUGGUACUUUUCUGUUAAUCAGAUGCUCUUUAUUAAAAACUAGUUAAGCUGCAACAAUUGGGUCAGAUGUUUACCACGUCUUACGCACAGGUUUUGAACCCCGCAGCAGAAAUCACAUCACUUUUUGCACAACAAAGUGUACACAUCUAAUAUCCAAUUAUUUAGCUUCCGUUGUUUUUAUUCGUUUUAAUCCAUUGGUUGUUAGAUGUCCAUAAAUGCCGUACGGACGCUCUCGCGCUCGUGCAUUGUAGCUGCACGAACGGGAACGUUGCAUUUACGUUGAGAUGUGUCUUCGGUACCUCCCCUUAAAGCGCUCGUGGAGCUCAUUCGGAGUGCACGGUUGAUGGCAUGCGCAUGUGUAAUGAAAAAAAAGCACAACCAGCUAUUGUUAAACAACUACAAUACACACAAGCUCGGUUUGCUAAGGAACGAUUUCGUUUUCUGUGUGCAGGCCACACGGAACUGCAAUAGCGCACUAGAUUCGAGUAAAAAAAAAAAAAAGAUAAAAUAAAUCUUUCACCAGCUGUCCGGCGCUGUGGGCAUUGCAUAGAUAGUUAUUUGCUGUCUGUAACGAAGGGUGGUGCUCCGUGACAUGUUGGGGCUUCAGCUGACAGUUUCAGAGAGUAGGUGGUGCUACUGAAAGCCUCGAGGGAAAGGACUCCCUCUCCCUCUCUCCGACUCCGAGUCCAUUGGCGUCCCAACAUGGCGAAGCACGGCGGACUCCCCCUCAAGAGACUUAAAACACUUCGGUUGAUGCUGCAGAUCGCUUCGCCCUCUUUCCAAGCCCUUAAAACUCCGAGGCGUCUAUGAUGUUGGAAAAAUGGACAAGUUUUCUGCAACCAUUUCCGAUAUAGCAUGGAGCUCGGUGUCCUUGCCUUUGGAUUUGGUCGUCAGCAAAUUUAGACUGCCUACGCUGGUACGGUUGAGCCAAGGUAAGGAAAUUUCAGGGGACCAUGUGGAGGGUGUGACGGAGCAGGAUGUCAUCCUCCUGCACUCCUGCCGCCAGUGGACCACCGUCACUGCCCACAGCCUGGAAGAGGGCCACUACGUCAUCGGGCCCAAAAUCGACAUCCCUCUUCAGUACCCUGGGAAGUUUAAGCUGUUGGACCAGGACCGGGACAUGAGGGAACCUGUUCAGUACUUCGCCAGCGUGGAGGAAAUUGCCGGAAUCUUCCCUGACCGCGUGUUUGUGAUGGAGGCCAUCUCCUUCAGUGUGAAGGUGGUGUCUGGGGAGUUCAGCGAGGACAGCGAGGCGUACAACUUCACGCUGCAGGCGGGCGACGAGCUGACGCUGAUGGGCCAGGCCGAGAUCCUGUGCGCCAAGACGGUGCGCGAGAAGUCCCGCUUCAACACCAUCCUGCGGCGGCUGGGCCGGGGGGGCACCUUCAGCCGGCAGGUCAAGGGCAAGAUGCCCUGCCUGAUCUGCAUGAACCACCGCACCAACGAGAGCAUCAGCCUGCCCUUCCAGUGCCGCGGGCGCUUCAGCACGCGCAGCCCGCUGGAGCUGCAGAUGCAGGACGGCGAGCACACCAUCCGCAGCAUCAUCGAGAAGGUGCGCCUGCCCGUCAACGUCAGCGUGCCCAGCCGGCCCCCCCGCAACCCCUACGACCUGCACGUCAUCCGCGAGGGACACCGCUACAAGCUGGUCAGCAUCAUCUCCAAGACCGUGGUGCUCUGCUGCAUCCUGCGCAAGGAGGAAGUGGCGCCCUUCCACUUCCUGUUGCUGACGGACAUGCCCCGCUUCCUCCUGCCGGAGGGGCUGCUGCGGGGCGACCCCGGGUUCGAGAAGACUGCGCUGGAGUGCGCCCUCUUGUGCCAGGAGCACUUCAACGCGGACGACUACUCUCGGGCGGUGCGGGAGGUGAAGACGGACCUGGCGGAGGAGUGCGGCAGCCCCCGCAGGGUGCGGCUGUGCCUGCAGGGCCUGGGCUCGGGGCCCCUGGGCUACCCGCGGGACGAGCUGGCGCAGUCCUUCCAGCGGCUGUCGCUGUGCGUGUACAGCGGGACGCUGGCCCAUGCCAACGGGGAGCCCCCCUCGCUGCUCCCCCACGGCUGCAGGGACUCCCUGGGGGAGCAGCACAUUCUGCCCCACGAGCUGCUCACCCCCGCUGACGGGGGCGGGGUGGGGGGCGACCCCGAGCGAGAGUACAUGACCCCCGACUGGGCCGAGAUGGAGCACCGGGACCCCGCCCCCGAGCAGGCCGAGGUCCCGUACGAGGAGCUGUGGGCCAAUCAGACGCCGGGAAGCUACGGCGAGGAGCUGUGGGCCAAUCAGACGCCGGGAAGCUACGGCGAGGGCGGGGGCUUGGCCGGUGGGCUGGACUGUGGAGGAGGAGGGGGGGGGAAAGGAGAGCAGAGCCUCAUCUCCUUCACCUCCUCCGGCACCUCCUUGGAGGCCACGCUGGGCCCCGCCCACAUCGCCGUGGUGCAGAUGGAGGCAGGAAGAGUGCCGACUCCGCCCCCUGUCCCGCCCAAAUCAGAAGCUGUGAAGGAGGAGUGCCGGUUCCUCAAUGCUCCCCCUGUCCCUCCCAGAGGAACCAAAGGGGGCCCCGCCCCCAGCCCUCCUGUACCCCCCCGUUUCCCCAAGGUCCCGCCCCCAAAGCCUGGGCAGGGCCCCGCCUCCCACUGUCCCAGCCCGUCCCUGUCCUACUACUCAUCCGGACUGCAGGAUGUCUCUGGCACCCGCAGCGGAAGCUGCUCUCCGUCUCCGGACUCGUACUCCCUGUACUGUUACCCGUGCACCUGGGGGGACUGCAAGACGUCCGAAUCCGCCCGUCCCCUGACUGGCACCAACGGGACCCCUGGGGGGCAGCCCGCCCAGGCGUCCUGGUCCGACCCGUGGUCCUACGCCGACGGGUCGCCCAGCGUGGCCAGCGGGCGCUCCACGCCCCUCCUCAGCACAGACUCCGCCCACAAGAACUACUACAGCUGCCCCAGACUCAAGCCCCCCCCCUCCCAGAAGCGCUUUGCCCCUUUUGGGGCACUGAACCCCUUCGCCAACCCCGGCUACUCCAGGAGCCCGUCCUCGUCCCCCGCGGAGUGGCAGGACCCCCCCGAAUGCCGGAGGUCCCCCUCGCUGUGCUCCGAGGCCUUCGAACCCUUCGACCCCAGCAGUGGGCUGAGCCUGUCCCCAGACAGCCCCGCCCCCGGCUCGGGGGACUGCCCUCACGAACAGCCAGGGAUAGGGGAGGAGGGGGUCCCUGGGCCCCCCCCGGCCGCGCCCCCCCGGCCAGCCAAGCCAUCAGGCUUUGAGGCUGAAAACAUCCUGGUCCGCAGCCCCGCCCCCUUGUCCCCUACCCCCCUGUGCCCCGCCCCCCUGUCGCCUACCCCCCUGUGCCCCGCCCCCUUGUCCCCCACCCCUCUGUCCCCCACCCCCCUGUGCCCCGCCCCCCUGUCCCCUGCUGCCGUUCGGGGUGCGGAGGGGGGUGUGACCCGGGUUUACCUCACGCAGGGGGUCAUUGAGGCCCCUCCCACGGGCACGCCCACGCGGAGCAGCUCCGAGAGCUCGUCCGCCUCCUCGGGCGAGGCCCCGCCCCCCCAGCAGCCGCGGGCCAAUGGGGAGCGGCCGGCCUGGCACCCGCCGUCAGACCUGUCCACGCUGUCGGUGGAGGAGGUGUCGCGCUGCCUGCGCUUCAUCGGCCUGGCGGACGCCGUGCUGGCCUUCUUCGUGCGCGAGCGCAUCGACGGCAGCAUCUUCGUCCAGCUGACCGAGGAGAUUCUGUCCGACGACUUCCACCUCACCAAGCUGCAGGUGAAGAAGAUCAUGCAGUUCAUCAAAGGAUGGCGGCCCAAAAUCUGACCCCCCCAAGCCCCCCCAGGACUGCACUCCGGGGGUCUGGGGUUUCCCAGACGCUGGAAGAAGGGGAGGGCGGAACCAUGGUAACAGAGGUGAAACCGUGGUAACAGAGGAGAGUCCCAUGGAGUUUUUAAUGAGGGGAGAGGGGACUCUCAUCACCCUGUGAAUGGCCUUCUGAUCCACACUCACACACACACACACACGUGCAGACACACACACAGUCACACACGCGCACACACACUCAGAUCGGUCGCAGAUAUGUCACUGUACUGUUGUUUUAUUUUAGACACAGACCCUGUGUGGGCAGUCACCCAUGUGCAGAGGCAUCUGUAUGUUACACGUAUGUGCAUCAUGAAGGGUUUGGCACCGUGUGACAGAAGACCGACGGGUAGCCCUGUAAACGGCCUGUCCAGCGUGGGCAGUCGGAACUCUUCUACUGGGACCAGAACAUGCGUCUCAAACGCACCAGAAGAACAAAAAAAAGAGUGAAAAGUGAUACGUUGAAGAAUAUGGUACUGUAUGUUUAACCCAGGCCCGUGAUGUCAUACCUGUGUGCCUGGACUCUGUGGAUCAUUUUAAAUGUGCCUUGUGAAAGUUCCCCCUCCCCCCGUCCCCCAAACUACACCCAAAACAAAAUAAGCGAAAGACACAUGCUUGCACCGAGACAGAUUAGCUUUAGAAGUGAAUGAGGUCAACACUGUGGGGAAAAGCACAAAUCUCACUUUGAUUUUUAGCCAAUGUCUGCAGGUGUAACUCCAGUCCUGUAGGGGGCGCUGUGUCUGCAGGUGUAACUCCAGUCCUGUAGGGGGCGCUGUGUCUGCAGGUGUAACUCCAGUCCUGGAGGGCCGCAGUGUCUGUGUUACGGCUCAGUCCCGCUACAGAAGGGCUGAAUUCUGUUUAGUGUUUUUUGAAAGUUGCCUCCUUGAGUGUUUCUGACAGCUCCCCCCCACAUCCCCCAGCCCAACCCCCCGCUCCUCACUCCCGGUACGAACGCUCAAAACCUCUUCUGGGGCAAAAUCAUGAGACAUUUUCCUCUCUUAAACGUGCACGGUGGGCGUCCUUGUGCUUGUGUGGGUGGAAACGCUUUGUGUUGUGCCUUCAGCCCCCCCACCCCCCCGGCACAUGUAUCACAGUUCCUGGGAAGCUGCAGAAUACUCGUGCAUUCAUCGCCUCUCAAAAACAGCCACUUGUGAAGCGGAGAGCCUCUUCCACAUCGCAAUCCCAAACUUGGGUUUUAAAUUCUGUGCAUACCCAAUUUUGUUUAUAAAUCAAAAGAAAGAAAAAAAAUAGUAACUUGUUAGUGUAGAACUUUUAAAGGGAAACCAAGCUGUCUUUUCUACAUCAGUCAGACCAGGGCUGUAAUUAAGUACGUUGUGUUAAGACUGUAAUUUGAGUUUACUAAUCACCGCUGUCUGCACACGCACAGCGGCCCGUUUGUCAGACGCUGGGAAAUUACAGCGUAAUGCUGGGGUUUAACAUCUCUGCUCCCUGAAGUUUGCGUGUAUAUUUAUGGAUCUUUCCCUCCCCCAAACCCUGUCCCUUCUGUAGAACAUUAUUGUUAUUGAAUAAUAUUUAACAACAAUGGUAGCGUUAUUUCAAUUGUACUGAAAUUUUAUUUCUUGUAUGAUUUUAAUCCUUAUGGAUUAGUAAAAAAGGAAAAAAUAAAUAGUGCAAAAAAACACUGAAAAAGAA
This is a messenger RNA of Anguilla rostrata (American eel), 5495 nucleotides long. It is a transcript of the gene garem2, whose product is annotated as GRB2 associated, regulator of MAPK1-like. Lineage: Eukaryota; Metazoa; Chordata; Actinopteri; Anguilliformes; Anguillidae. The transcript has 6 exons. Bases 828 to 3806 code for a protein of 992 amino acids. The record is from RefSeq and is a predicted model, not a curated record.